AUUUGGUAAUAUUAUUUCCAUCUUACAUAGUAGAAUUGUACCCUCAGUUAUUUAUAAAAACAUACCAUCAUUAAACAAAAUCAUAGUCUGCUUAUCGAAUAAGUUUACAUUCAUAAAUGCCUUUAUUACUACUAUUAUGAAAAUAACAAGAAAUAAUGAUGUAUAAAUGUAUUUUUAAAAAUACAGGAAAAAAAAAAGAUAAUAAAUGAUGCAACCGAAUAAUCAAUGGUCAUUAAUAACCAAUAAUCUAAUUCAAGAACAGUUGUCUGCUUCAAAAGAAGAAUGCCAUUUAAAGACAGAAAAUGCAUUUGAUGAUUGGAAACAAACGUUGAAAGCAGUAUCCUUUCAAAGUCAUAAAGAAACACGAAAGACUGCUAAACUAUUUACUCAAGUAGAUUCUUUAUCUAAGAAUACAAGGAAUUCAAUAGAAAAGACAAGCCAGAUAUUAGACGAAUUAUUAGAAAAAAAAUUAACUAUUUUAGCUGCAAUAAAGGAUUUAAAUGAUAUUCAAGAUUCAUUAGAUAUCAAUUCAAUAGUUAAAAAUCACUGGUGCCACUCUUCUUCAUCAGUAAACGAAGAAGAAGAACUGAAUGAUCACUUUUCCAAUAUGGAAACAGUUUAAAAUAUUCGUCAUCAUGAUCUUUCUCCCUGAGAUCUACAGAUUACGCGAGGGGGAGAAGGAUUUUCUUUCCAAGAUAAAAUAGUAUCAUCGAGCAAACAAAGUUGAUUAUCUAUUUUCUAGAAAAUCCAACCUUAUAUACAAGUUUAUUUAUACUAUAUAUGAUAUCAUCAUUCAAUGAAACAUUAAAGAAGCUUAUUUAGACUUGAUAAUAAAUCAUUGUCCUAUUUUUAUUAAACACAAACCAGAGCAUUUUUUUUUUUUUGCUUGCUUAUACUCUGGUUUUCUUUAUAUUACUGACUGGUUCCGAGUCCUUGUUUU
Messenger RNA from Cokeromyces recurvatus, 940 nucleotides. RefSeq lists its product as uncharacterized. The record is from RefSeq and is a predicted model, not a curated record. Lineage: Eukaryota; Fungi; Mucoromycota; Mucoromycetes; Mucorales; Mucoraceae. The coding region runs from base 206 to 622 and encodes 138 amino acids. The transcript is spliced from 3 exons.